Messenger RNA from Adineta ricciae, 693 nucleotides. The record is from the annotation of a GenBank genome assembly. Lineage: Eukaryota; Metazoa; Rotifera; Eurotatoria; Adinetida; Adinetidae.
AUGUGUAACGAUCGAACGUGUAAUGAAGUUUUUCGACGGAUCCUUCAAUUCUUCUUUUUCCUUUGCUUGAUCCAUGCAAUUCGUACAAAGUCCGCACAAAAGAUCGUUGAUUGUCAACGUUAUUUCAAGACGAAAGAUUGUGUUUAUUUUCCAUGCAUGGACACACAUUAUUUUUGUGGACGUGACAAUUAUUUAACGCGAUUUACUUACGAUUUCUGCUUGUUAUCGACGAAGAAGUACGUUGCACAAUUGAAUUUAAAUGGUCAACUAUAUUUCAAUUAUACAAAUCAAUGUGUGAUGAAAUUAGCCGACGAGAAAUUGACCGAACCGACAAUCUCCGCACGAUUUACAUGUGCAGAUUUACAAAAGCUGAUGUUUGAAAACCAUUUACAAUGCUUGCAAAACUAUCCGAACAAACCGAUCGACUUCUGUACGAUUAUAUGCGAUAAUUUACAAGUAAUUAUCAAUCUAUUUCUGCAUUUAAACCAGCAGAGCUCUGAUAUCAAUCGUUUACUAAUCCAAACGGGACGAAAGUGUGGUGCGACUAUUCAAGAAUCACCAAUAAUGACAAUUCCUUCGAUAUUAAUGUCGAUUUGUUUAGAUAGAAAAAAUGCACGUUUAAAAGGCGACAUAACGAACGUGAUGCUUAACCGAAGAUAUGAAGUUAAUGACUACGAAUGGAUAUCCGAUUAG